Messenger RNA from Neoarthrinium moseri, 2820 nucleotides. RefSeq lists its product as uncharacterized. The record is from RefSeq and is a predicted model, not a curated record. The transcript is spliced from 2 exons. Gene Ontology annotation, biological process: tetrahydrofolate interconversion. NCBI's taxonomy places the organism in Eukaryota, Fungi, Ascomycota, Sordariomycetes, Amphisphaeriales, Apiosporaceae. Gene Ontology annotation, molecular function: methylenetetrahydrofolate dehydrogenase (NADP+) activity; ATP binding; methenyltetrahydrofolate cyclohydrolase activity. Bases 1 to 2820 code for a protein of 939 amino acids. Gene Ontology annotation, cellular component: cytosol.
AUGACUGCGCAGCGGCUGGAUGGCAACGCCAUCGCGAAGAAGAUUCGCGAGCGGCUCGCCACCGAGAUCGCUGAGAAGCAGAAGGCAAACCCCAGGUACAAGCCGAGCCUCAAGAUCAUCCAGGUCGGCGCCCGGCCCGACUCGACGACCUAUGUUCGCAUGAAGCUCAAGGCCGCUGCCGAGGCCAACAUUGACUGCGAGAAGCUCGAGUUCCCCGAGGACACCACCGAGGCAGAGCUCCUCGCCAAGCUCGUGCAGUUGAACAAUGACGAGUCCGUCAGCGGCAUCCUCGUGCAGCUGCCCCUGCCCAAGCACAUCAACGAGUACAAUGUCACCUCGGCCGUGGCUGACGACAAGGAUGUCGACGGCUUUGGCACCGUCAACAUUGGCGAGCUGGCCAAGAAGGGCGGCCGCCCGCUCUUUGUGCCCUGCACCCCUAAGGGUGUCAUGGUAUUGCUCAAGGAAGCCGGCGUUGAGCUGAAGGGAAAGAAUGCUGUUGUUUUGGGCCGAAGCGACAUCGUGGGUAGCCCCGUCAGCUACUUGCUCAAGAACGCCGAUGCCACCGUCACCGUGUGUCACUCGCGCACGCAGGGCUUGGAAGAGCACCUGAAGCGGGCAGACAUCGUUGUUGCUGCCAUUGGCAAGGCACAGUUCGUCAAGGGAGAGUGGCUGAAGCCCGGCGCCGUGGUCAUCGACGUAGGUACGAACUACAUCCCUGACUCGACCAAGCAGUCUGGCCAGCGCCUGGUUGGCGACGUUGAUUUCGCGUCGGCUUCCGAGGUCGCUUCGGUCAUCACACCUGUGCCUGGAGGUGUUGGUCCCAUGACCGUCGCCAUGCUGCUGCAAAACGUGGUUGACUCUGCCAACACCUACCUUGACCGCCAGAAGCAGAGACACAUCGAGCCUCUGCCGCUCAAGCUGAAGAACCCUGUCCCCUCUGACAUUGAAGUUUCGAGGUCACAAGCACCGAAGCAAAUCACCAAGCUUGCUGAGGAAGUUGGAAUCUCUCCCCAUGAGCUUGAACCGUACGGAGCCUACAAGGCAAAGGUGGACCUCAGCCUGCUCCAGCGCCUGGAGCACCGCAAGAACGGCAAAUAUGUUGUGGUUACUGGCAUCACGCCCACGCCUCUCGGCGAAGGCAAGUCGACAACAACAAUGGGUCUCGCACAGGCCCUCGGAGCUCACCUGAACCGUAUCACAUUUGCCAACGUCCGACAGCCUAGUCAAGGCCCGACCUUUGGAAUCAAGGGCGGUGCCGCUGGAGGCGGUUACAGUCAAGUCAUUCCCAUGGAUGAGUUCAACUUGCACUUGACUGGCGAUAUCCACGCUAUCACAGCGGCGAACAACCUCUUGGCCGCUGCUAUUGAGACCCGUAUCUUCCACGAGAACACCCAGAAGGACGGCCCUCUUUAUAGACGUCUCGUGCCUGCAAAGAACGGCAAGAGGCAAUUUGCUUCCGUCAUGUUUAGACGCUUGAAGAAACUCGGUAUCGACAAGACCAACCCCGAUGAUCUGACUGAGGAGGAGAUCCGUCGGUUCGCCCGCCUGGACAUUGAUCCCGAGACUAUUACCUGGAGGCGAGUUUUGGAUGUCAACGACCGACACCUCCGAGGGAUUACCGUCGGCACUGCCCCCACCGAAAAGGGGCAAACCAGAGAGACCGGUUUCGAUAUUUCCGUCGCCAGUGAGUGCAUGGCUAUCCUUGCCAUGAGUACCGACCUGGCAGAUAUGCGAGAGCGCCUUGGACGCAUGGUUGUGGCCACCUCGCGAGCUGGCGAUCCUGUCACUUGCGACGACCUUGGUGCUGGCGGUGCUCUGACCGCGCUCAUGAGAGAUGCUAUCAAGCCAAACCUGAUGCAGACCCUUGAGGGAACACCAGUCUUCGUCCAUGCUGGUCCUUUUGCAAACAUCUCCAUUGGCAACAGCUCCAUCAUUGCCGACAGACUGGCUCUCAAGCUCACUGGUACAGAGCCCGAUGAGGAUCACCACGCCAAGGCCGGCUUCACUGUCACCGAGGCAGGUUUCGACUUCACCAUGGGUGGCGAGCGCUUCUUCAACAUCAAGUGCCGCACAUCCGGCCUUUCCCCUGAUGUUGUUGUCAUUGUCGCCACUGUGCGUGCACUGAAGGUCCACGGUGGCGGCCCACCUAUUUCACCCGGCGCCGCACUCGACCCUGUUUACAAGCAAGAGAAUGUCGAGUAUGUGCGCAAGGGAUGUGUCAACCUGGCCAAGCAUAUCCAGAACGCCAAGAGCUUUGGCAUUCCGGUUGUCGUUGCUGUCAACAAGUUCGCCACCGACAGCGAGGCGGAAAUCGCUGCCAUCCGAGAGGAAGCUAUCAAGGCUGGUGCUGAGGAUGCUAUCUUGGCCAACCACUGGGCUGAGGGAGGUGCUGGCGCUGUUGAUCUGGCAAAGGGUGUCAUUGCCGCUUCCGAGAAGCCGAAGGACUACAAGCUGACUUAUGAGCUUGAUGGAUCCGUGCAAACUCGUAUGGAGGCUAUCUGCCAGAAGAUGUACGGCGCUGCCGCCGUUGAGUUCUCCGAGUUGGCUCAGAAGAAGGUCAAUACGUACACCAAGCAAGGCUACGGCAAUCUUCCCAUCUGUGUUGCUAAGACACAGUACUCCCUAAGCCACGAUCCUGACCAGAAGGGUGCUCCCACUGGGUUCACCGUCCCCAUCCGAGACGUUAGGAUGGCGGCUGGAGCUGGAUACCUGUAUGCUCUCGCAGCUGAUAUUCAAACGAUUCCCGGUCUGCCCACAGCCCCAGGUUAUCUAAAUGUAGAUGUAGAUACCGAGACCGGCAAGAUAGACGGUCUGUUUUAG